AUGUACUGGGCUGCUGGCUUUGCCUCUUCCCGGCCGUGUGUGGUUGAACUCGGGCGGAAUCACAGCCUGCCCCUCGGACUGUGCGGCUCCGAGCAGCAGCACUCUCUGUAUGGCUAUAUCAUCGCCGUCCCCUUACAGGACUACGGGGGCAUUAUGUCGGCUCUGGGCUCGGACUCCUGGUGGAAGAAGACCAUGUACAUCACCGGGGGGGCCCUGCUGGCUGCUGCAGCCUACCUACUGCACGAACUGCUAGCCAUCAGGAAGGAGCAGGAGCUGGACUCUAAAGAUGCCAUCAUCCUGCAUCAGUUCUCCAGGCCAAAGAAUGGCGUGCCCAGCCUCUCGCCGUUCUGCCUCAAAAUAGAGACGUACCUCCGCAUGGUGGACCUGCCCUACCAGAACUACUUUGAUGGAAAGCUGUCGCCGCAGGGUAAGAUGCCGUGGAUCGAGUACAACCACGAGCAGGCGUCGGGAUCAGAGUUCAUCGUGGACUUCCUGGAGGAGAAGCUGGGUGUCAACCUCAACAACAACCUCACCCCGCAGGAGAGAGCCGUGUCCCGAGCUGUAACCAAAAUGGUCGAGGAACACCUGUACUGGACGAUAGCCUACUGUCAGUGGGUGGACAACCUGGAGGAAACUCAGAAGCUCCUGGCGAUGAGCGGCCCCCUGAGUGACACUCUGAAGUGGCUGCUGAGCCACCUGAACGGCAGCAUGGUGCGCAGGGAGAUGUACGGCCAUGGCAUCGGGCGCUUCUCUAAGGAGGAGGUCUACGCCCUGAUGGAGAAGGACAUGAGGACGCUGGCCACACUGUUGGGAGACAAGAAGUACUUUAUGGGCUCUAAAAUAUCGACAUUAGAUGCUACAGUGUUUGGGCAUCUCGCCCAGGCGAUGUGGACUCUGCCUGGGACACGACCAGAGCAACUCAUCAAAGGAGAGCUGAUCAACCUGGCCAUGUUCUGCGAGCGCAUGCGCAGGAGGUUCUGGCCCGAGUGGUUUGUGGAGCUGGAGGAUCUUUAUUUUGACGGAGAGAGUGACAGCAGCGUCUCCCCGACGGGCCUGCUGGACUUUGGCCUCUUCUCGCGGACCGACACUCUGGACGACAGCGAUGACGCCAGCAGCCACUCGGCCGGACACACGCGCACACGCGCACACUCCCCGGAGUCGGACCACUCGCUCUUUGACUCGGACGUGGGCACGGGAUCCGACAAUGACAUUCAGCUCAAGGAGGAGCUGGUUCCCGACCCGGAGGUUUGA
Molecule: messenger RNA, 1251 nt
Organism: Cyclopterus lumpus (lumpfish)
Lineage: Eukaryota; Metazoa; Chordata; Actinopteri; Perciformes; Cyclopteridae
Gene: faxcb
Product: failed axon connections homolog, metaxin like GST domain containing b
Exons: 6
Coding region: 1-1251 (416 amino acids)
Cellular component (GO): cytoplasm
Source: RefSeq, a predicted model, not a curated record